Messenger RNA from Aphanomyces astaci, 1060 nucleotides. RefSeq lists its product as hypothetical. Lineage: Eukaryota; Oomycota; Saprolegniomycetes; Saprolegniales; Verrucalvaceae. Gene Ontology annotation, biological process: regulation of mRNA stability. The record is from RefSeq and is a predicted model, not a curated record. The coding region runs from base 29 to 598 and encodes 189 amino acids. The transcript has a single exon. Gene Ontology annotation, cellular component: cytoplasm. Gene Ontology annotation, molecular function: metal ion binding; mRNA 3'-UTR binding.
CUUUCGAAAGAACCAGCCCUACCACACAAUGCCCGGAAGCCGUAGCAACUCUCCUCGCCGCGACGAUAGCCCCCGCCGCAACGACCGCAGCCGCAGCCGUAGCCCAGACCGUGACCAAGGUAACUCCAAGCGCAAGGUUGGUACCGCUGCCCGCUGGAACGAAAAGGGAUUCGGAUUCAUUAAGCCCGAUGAUGGUGCCGAAGACGUGUUUUGCCACUUUUCGUCCAUCAAGGACGGCAACUGCCUCCGAGAAGGGGAUAAGGUCGAGUUUGAAGUGCGAUUCGACGAACAAAAGGGAAAGAACCGCGCCGAAGAUGUGACCGGUGGUGUGUACGAAGAACGCCGCCCCCGCGAUACCCGCAGUGCCGGCGAAUGCUACGACUUCAAGCAAGGCCGAUGCCAUCGUGGUGACUCGUGCAAGUUCUCGCACGGUGGAGGUGACCGCUACGACGACCGCUACGAUGACCGCCGUGGUGGCGACCGAUACGAUGACCGCCGUGGGGGUGACCGUUACGAUGACCGUCGUGGUGGAGACCGCUACGACGACCGCCGGGGUGGUGGCCGCGACUACGAUCGCCGCAGCCGUGAACGGUACUAAAUUGACAUGCACUACUAGGUUCUCGAAGAAGGGAACCCUGUAGUGCGUGACAAUUGAGCCAUUCGAUGAUACUAAACUACCGUGUGGGAUAACUUGAAAAUCGCAUAAACAACCGUGGCCCACCGUCGGCGCAGUAUCUUGCCUUGUUUCGUAUGUGUCCCCUGAGGUUCCCUCGGUGCUGUUCCCUCGCUCUACAUCCGCUGCAUGACGUGUAUGAUCAGGAUUACAGGUAAAGUACCUUCCCUUGAUUUCACGUGUUGUAGAGAGCUGCAGAUAUGCGUUGACACGCGUGUGGGGUGGAAUGGAGCUGUGAUGCCAUGUCAUGUUGUGUCGAACCACGGUAAGAUAAGAAAUGAAUGUGUCAGAUAUUUUGGAGGUAGAAGGAGCUGCCGUCGGAUAGAUUUAUCUGACGUGAGCUCCCUCGACCAAUGUUAACGAUGAAUAUACUUCAUAUGCUAUGCA